AAAAUUAUGAAAACACAAACAAAAAGCACCAAUUGUGAUAAAUUGUGGCGGGUGUGGUACGGUAUCCUAGUCACUGUUCUGCACAUUUUUCUUGUCUACGUCGGCAUCAAUCGAUAUUUGGCGUUCAAAUCCCAAGCAUUUGAUGCUAAAUUUGGCGGUGAUUGGAAUCAAUCGGGCAUGAAUUUUACUCUGGCCAUGCUUAUCAGCGCCUUGGUUUUUCUAUGCCUAUUCCUAUUCACCUGUGUGACAAGGACCACAAAUUAUGCAAAUGAAGGCACACAGAUCGGCCGGGAUACGGACAAUUUACACUUGUUGACAGCUGUGAGUCAACCGUGGCGUAAUGCUACUACUACUCUGCCGCUAAUGACCAUGGGCAGUGGUGUAAGUAACACCUAUAGUCCCGGGGUCGCCGUAAAUGGUGGCUUAGUUCAACGACCCGGUUUCACUACCGCGUCUGAGGAUGAUCGUGUCUCGGCCAUGGGUGGAGAAGAUAUCCUGCCGGGGGCAAAUUUCGACACCUGGUCCGGGAAAAGUGGACCCAAUCCGGAUGUAUUUCAACCGACCUACCCCGGCCCGAAUGGACCGCGAUUGCUCUCGUCCACUCCGGGCACGGUUGGUAAUCCCGGCAGCAUGGAACACUUAUCUGUCACUCGAAGUACCCGGAUUCUUUGGCAUCGAUUGCAACGUCAUUUUUUACCAUACACAAAUAUGUUACAUCUGGCCGCGGCGUUUUGUCUCAUUCUUCCAAUCCCCAUCAUUCAUGCUCAACAAAUAUUUCAUCGAGCAUUACCCAUCGAUGUCAAUUUCAAAUGUGAAAUGAUUUAUGGACGAAAGAUUGAGGACAAAUGUGGCACGGUCAAUGGUGGUGGUGGUGGUGGUGCUGAUGCUGGUGGUGGUGGUGGUGGUGGUGCUGGUGGUGGUGCUGAUGCUGGUGCUAGUGGUGGUAGUGGUGGUGGUGGUGCUGGUGGUGGUGGUGGUGACGAUCAAUACAUGAUGAUCACAUCAGGUUGCAGAGCACACUCAGACGCUAACUGA
Echinostoma caproni is the source of this 1035-nucleotide messenger RNA. The record is from the annotation of a GenBank genome assembly. NCBI's taxonomy places the organism in Eukaryota, Metazoa, Platyhelminthes, Trematoda, Plagiorchiida, Echinostomatidae.